CUGUCAAAAAUUAUUUCCUUUUCGACGUCGAAAGAAAGACGCUUGUGUUGUUUGGAUAAAAACAAACAGAAAACUUUCUUAGCUUUAAUAUCUUAGCGUGUUAAUAUUUAAUUUUUGUAGUGCUUUAAAAUGUAAUCAAUAGUGUUUAAUAUGUUAUUUUAAAUUAAGUGAAACUCGACGCGGAUUGCGUGUGCUUAAAAUCCGUUUUGUUGGCUCGAUCGCAACAACGGGCGUGGAUCCUCCAGAUGCUGCCUUCUAUGCCAGUUUUGUUCGCUAGAGACAGUCAGGAUGCCUUCGGCAAUAAAAUUGAGCCAAGCACCAGCUUUUUCGGACAAAAUAUCCUAUCAAAACCGAUCUUCAAACCCGCGCCGCCUGCUGCAGCGCCGGCGCCCGCCCCUUGCCUGCCGCCGCCGCCGCCACCCCCUCCCAAGGUCACCCCUAAGGAGACCAAGGCCAAAGGAGGGAAAAAGAAGGAGCCUGUACCUUUGGAGCCACCAAAGAUACUAGAUGAAGCCGCUAGAGAAGCAGCCUUGGUUGCAGCAUACUACAACAAAGUACAAUCCAGAUUUGCCUCAACUAACCGUGUGCCUAAUGUGAAGUUUGUUCAGUUCAGAGAUAUAUUGCAAGGGUUUGACCCCAGUAAGGAGACACCUAUAGAUUUGUAUAAGAAGAUUGAGGAGUUCUUUGGGGAUGAGCACCGGGAGCUGUCGGACGAGUUCCUGAUGUUCCUGACGACGGGCCAGGCGGCCGAGGCUGGGAGACUGCUGGACCGCUGCAUGAUGGUGCAGCUCAGCAAGUUUGUGGAGAUGCUACAGACAACAUUCGCGCGCAAGCCGGCCAUGCUGCGCAAGAUCCUGCGCGCCGUGACCGCGAGCCUGGCGUGCGGCUCCGUGCAGGAGAUGCGCGCCAAGGUGCUGCCACACCUGCGCUCCAGCCCGCAGCUGGGGUUGAUGUUUAAGAGCCUGUUCCCUGAUGAAAGGCCGCCUGAAAGCGUAUACGAGUGCGGCACAGACAUGCUGUCCGAGAGCUUCCUGACGGAGGACUCGGGGCGCGACACGUGGAGCCUCGACGAGCCGCCCGGCGACCCGCGCCGCUGCGCCGUGCCCGGCGUCGACAGCGUGUACCUCCAAGGGCGUGUGUUCCUGCAGCACGGUCGCAACCUGCGGCCGGCACGGGUGUCCUUCCCCUACAGCAAGGAGCCCUACCGAGCCCACGCGCACCGCCUCGCCCCGCACGCCCCGCUCUCCCCCCCGCCCUCCGACGACGAAGCCACCAAGAAACCCCCCAAACGGAUCCGGAAACCUAAAACACCCAAAACAAUCAAAGAUGUCAAUGAUAAUACUAAGGUCACAGACAGCCCUAAAGCGAAAAAGACUCAGAGAAAACAGACUAAGAAGGAAGAUAAGAAGAAGGAUAAGAAAGAAGAGGCUAGUAAAAGUAAACAGGCUAAGAUAGAGACUGCGACAGAAGCUAAAGAGGUUAAGAGUAAUUGGACGAGGGAGGAGGAUAAGACGAUGCUGCAAGUUAUUAAAGGGGAGAAGGUGACGUCACAAGUGUUUGCGAGGAUUAAUGAAUUGCUGCCGCAUCGCUCGGUGACUGAGAUUAAGGAGAGGUUCUUCCACGUAAUGUCGUUGCUCCAACAGAUGGCAGUGGGGGAAGUGACAUAAAGUGACAAAUUUUAUAGCUAUUUUAAGUUUCAAUCGUAUUUAUAAUUUUAUAAGAAUCAAUAAAUUGAAGUUAUUUUGUAAC
Messenger RNA from Plutella xylostella (diamondback moth), 1749 nucleotides. RefSeq lists its product as uncharacterized. Gene Ontology annotation, cellular component: nucleus. The record is from RefSeq and is a predicted model, not a curated record. Lineage: Eukaryota; Metazoa; Arthropoda; Insecta; Lepidoptera; Plutellidae. Gene Ontology annotation, biological process: regulation of DNA-templated transcription. Gene Ontology annotation, molecular function: transcription coregulator activity.